UCCGCGCCGCCCGCCGUCGACCGGGCGCGGCGCGGAGCCUCCGCCUCCCCGCGGCGGUCUCCCCCGCGGCGGGGCCGCCGCCGCCCUCAUGGCCGCGCCGAGGUGCGCCGGCGAGGCCGCGCCGCAGCAGCCCGAGGCCCCGGGGCCGCCGCCGCCGCCGGCCCCGCCGGGGGAUGACUCAGAGCCGCGGCCCCUGCAGCGAAGCCGCGGCCCCCGCAGCGAAGCCGCCGCGCCGCGCCCGCCCGUGCCCGCGGCCCCCGCCGCCGCCGCGCCGCUCCCCGGAUGAUGCCGCGGCGGGGGGCGGCGGGUCCUCGCCGCCGCCGGCGCCCGGCGCCCCUCAACGAGGACAACGGGCGGUUCCUGCUGCUGGCCGCCCUCAUCGCGGCGUACCUGAGCGCCGGCGCCACCGUCUUCUCGGCCCUCGAGAGCCCGUCGGAGGCGGCGGCGCAGCUGCGCUGGAACCGGACCCUGCACAACUUCAGCCGCAUCUUCAACAUCAGCCUGCCCGAGCUGCGCGCCUUCCUGCGGAGCUACGAGGCGGCCAUGGCCGCGGGCAUCCGCGUCGACGCCCUGCGGCCCCGCUGGGACUUCCCCGGAGCCUUCUACUUCGUGGGCACCGUCGUCUCCACCAUAGGUUUUGGAAUGACCACGCCAGCAACAGUGGCUGGAAAAGUAUUCCUCAUCGUUUACGGUCUUUUUGGGUGUGCUGGGACUAUCCUCUUCUUCAACCUCUUUCUGGAGCGCAUUAUCUCCCUCCUGGCGUUCAUCAUGAAGGCUUGCCAUGAAAGACAGCUCCGAAGAAGCGGUCUCCUUCCUCCCAACUUCCGAAGAGGGUCAGCUAUGUCGGGGGUGGGCAGCCUCAUCGGCUGGAAGCCAUCUGUUUAUCACGUGAUGCUCAUUCUGGGAAUUUUUGCCAUCACGCUUUCGUGCUGUGCCUCUGCGAUGUACACAUUGGUGGAAGGGUGGAACUACGUCGACUCCUUGUACUAUUGUUUUGUCACCUUUAGCACCAUCGGCUUUGGAGAUUUGGUCAGCAGCCAAAAUGCUGUGUACCAAAAUCAGGGAUUAUACAGAUUCGGAAACUUCAUCUUUAUAUUAAUGGGGGUAUGUUGCAUAUACUCUCUUUUUAAUGUCAUCUCAAUUGUAAUCAAGCAACUCUUGAACUGGGUGUUGAAAAAAUUCAGAUGCAGAUGUUGCCCAAAGUGCCAUAAGUCAAGCACCCGCCUUGGGCGUCGCAAUGCCAUCACCCCGGGAGCCCGCCUGCGCCGGCACAAAAUCUCCCUGGAGGCUGACGGGCAGUACGACAGCGACACAGAUGGCAGGAGGCUCUCUGGAGAGAUGAUCUCCAUGAGGGAGCUCACGGCAUCCAACAAGGUCUCUCUGGCUAUUUUGCAAAAGCAGCUGUACGAGACGGCCAACGGCUACCCGCGGAACGUUUGUAUCAAUACGAGGCAGAACGGGUUCUCCGCAGGGGUGGGUGCUCUAGCCAUCAUGAACAAUCGCUUGGCAGAAACCAGUGACUCUAGGUAGAGUUUUUGAAGUUCUUUUUGUUUCUUUGAUUAAAAAAAAAAAGAUGGUAAUUUCAAGUGGAAUUAUUGCUGCAAACUGUGGUCACGUUUUACGUUCAGAGCAGACUCGGUAUUCAUCGGGCGUUCGGCAGUUUGGUUUCUUGGGUUUUUAUGUCUUCUCCAAUAUGCAGUAACAUCUUUACCGCAGUGUCACAGUUCUCCCCGGGAGGGGUUUGUGAGGGACUUGGAUGUUUUUGAUGCAGAAUCUGAUGUGUUUUCAGAAGAGUGAUGUGUGAGGUUACAACGGUGUCAGAACGAACGUCUUACGCAGCAAAUAGCCUGAAGCGAAACUCUGGGUUUGAAUGCAUUCUGAGCAAGGUCAGUUCCAGAUUCAAACUUGGAGGAUUAAGGGUUGUCUAAACCCAUAUCUCGCUGUUUGUUGGAGUCUGGAUCUGGCCCUGAACUUUGCACUUGAUGCUCUUGCCAAUUCGUCAUACCAGGCCUGUAUAUAACAUACACGUAGGUGACUGCAAGUACACCAGCCUUAGGGUGGCCGUGCUUCACUUGAAUAAUCCUGUUGACCUCAGUGGUAGAGAAUCAAAUUGACUGAAUUCCCCUGACGACAAUUCUUUUUCAGCCAGUCUUGUCUGACGCACCAUGCACUACCUAACUCUUAAAAGUCAGGAGAUUCUAAGUCAUAAGAAGCAUGUUGAAACAUGCACAGCUGUUCCUCCCUGCAGAAUAACCUGAAAACAUGCGAGAGAAGCCAGCGUUCAUCUCUGGUGUCAAAUGUUUGCAUUUCCACUGAAAUACAAUGCAGAAACCUGCAAUGCCCAGACACAGACUGAAGCACAAGAAAUGAGAAGGAAACUGAAGGAGCAAAAUGGGAAAAUGAAAGCACACUGCACUAGACUGCACUUUCUUUUCAGCAGGCGAGCGCUGCAGGGCCAACAUGGGAAAGAUGAUGACCAGGCAUACUGCUGGAAAGGCAGCCACGCUGCUCCGUGUCUUGGAUGAACACUAUGUUAGGUACACUGCAGGUCCUGAUUUCAACACCUUGGCUCCCCUUCAGACCCAGCAUCCACACUGUACUCAGGCAGGGGCCAAGCAGCUCCCAGCCUGCUCCGAGCAUGGGGCACGAGGACACCGGUGGGUUCCGAAGUGUGCAGCAUCACAGCCCAAGUGCUUUCAGGAUCAGACCCUGCAGCAGCUGAUGCUUUGUCAGAUCAUCUAAGAAAUGCAAGUAGGAUGUUCCUGUGACCCCCUCACAUUUCACAAACUAAGGUUGCUUCUUAAAGGCAAGUCGAUGCAAAAUAACUGCUUAUAAAACAACACAUAAUCACUGAUAAUUCAGGCAAUGUGCAAAUCAGACACCAAAUGUGUUCUCAGUGCUUGUCACCUCCUAAUGUUUCCAUUAGGGAAUCAGUUGUAGUCCCUGGAAGUAAAAUCCAUCUGGCCGUGGGCAAUAAUUCAUCUCAUUUCAUGGUAAAAUCCUCAGGAGCAAAAACCACGAGAGCCGAAAAAUAUUUGGGGGCUUUUUGUUGUGUAUGCAGAUACUGUUUAUUUACCAAAAAAAAAAAGAAAAAGCUGUCCCUUUACUUACACGGACACACAAACCUUCAGCUUACUGGGAGGUACCUUUCUGCACACUCUUUGCAGAAGUAACAGGUGCAAAUUUCAAGCCAAUUCAAAAGGACUCAAAUGAGAAAAGAAUACGUCUGCUCAAAGGUAUUCCUGUUUAAUUCUUGUUUGUUUUUGCAGGCACACAGCUUGAUAGGUCUCUUUAACUGAGCUGCUGUUAUUAUUUGUUAUGAUGAACAUCAGAGGACCUUUGCUUCUGUUAAUUCCCCUGGGUUUGGUGUUUGCUGACUGCUGUGUUUCACUGUGUGAACUGGGGAAGGAAUGCCCCAUCCAUGCUGGUUUCCAGGUGGCAUCACUUACCCCUUUGCAUUCAUUGCAGACAUAAAUUCCUGUAAUUGGUUGAUUAGAAAGCACCAAUAUUUGUUCUCCUUGAGAUGAUGCUUCCCAGCAAAACAACACACUGAAACAAGUUUGAAGAUUGAAGUCUGUUUAAACAAUUGACAUUUUAAAAACGACUUAAUUCUGGGUUGACAUCCAGCACACCCAGUAAUUGUGAGUGCUUUUAUCACCCAGCUGAUUUUCAGUGUCAGCUCAGGAUUUUCCCAGGAUAAGAUCUCUGAGCACAGAGGACUAAAAGCCAUACUCAGCUCACUCUACCGGUAUGUUAUAUACAGCUUGACACCAAACGGAGCAGACAUGUUUGGCUCUCUUCAUACAUGGUUGGAAAUGGAUCGUUGCCGUGAAGCUCUUACAAAGACUCUUGAAAUAAACAGGAGAAAACAUUGCCUGGA
Messenger RNA from Gallus gallus (chicken), 3880 nucleotides. RefSeq names its product potassium two pore domain channel subfamily K member 12 (gene KCNK12). Gene Ontology annotation, cellular component: membrane. Gene Ontology annotation, biological process: stabilization of membrane potential; potassium ion transmembrane transport. The coding region runs from base 283 to 1530 and encodes 415 amino acids. The record is from RefSeq and is a predicted model, not a curated record. Lineage: Eukaryota; Metazoa; Chordata; Aves; Galliformes; Phasianidae. The transcript has 4 exons. Gene Ontology annotation, molecular function: potassium ion leak channel activity.